UAGCAGAUUUUUUAUAAAUCUGACAAAGUGACAGAUUUUUGAUGUGCAUUUAGCAGAAUUUGGCUCUUACCUUACGGUCACCCUGCGGCCGAGAGCCAGACUCUUGCACGAACUUAUUGAAGUACUGUGAAGUGUGAUCGUGGUGAACGAAAUUCUGAUCUAUGAGCAAGGAACAGUUGGGUUUGACAUUGGCAUAUGUGCGGCCAGUGCAGCAGGGUGCAAAACAGCAGAGAAGUGAGAACCACUGAUUUAGAAGUUGUUUUUAGAAAAAUGACAAAGGAAGUAAAGAACGAAAAGGUCAGUGGAAAAGAAGACGGAAGUGAAACUGAAAGGAAGAAAGUGAAGGAAACGCCAAGCACCAAGGUCGUUAUUCGAUGCCUUCCUCCUACCCUGACUGAAGCUGAUUUCCUGGAGCAGAUUUCCCCACUCCCAGACAAUAACUACCUGAGUUUUGUUCAAGCUGACAGAAGUUUAGAAAUCAGUGCUUUCUGCCGAGCCUACAUCAACGUUAUCAAUCAGGAGGACAUUUUGCCUUUCAGAGACCAGUGGGAUGGGUACCCAUUUACUGAUACGAAAGGUACUGAAUAUCCUGCAGUGGUGGAGUUUGCUCCCUACCAGAAAAUUCCUAAGAAACAAUGCCGGAAGGUAGACCCUCGCUGUGGUACCAUAGAGAAUGAUGAUGAUUUCCAGGCCUUUACAGAGUCCUUGCAAGCCGAGGUGGAGCGUUUGCCAAGUGCAGAGACCUACCUAGAGGAACUGGAGGCUAAACUUCAUGAAAAAGAAGCUCAAGAAAUGACUCCACUUUUGGCCUUCCUCAAGAACAAGAAGAUGGAGAGGAUUGUGAGUAUGAAAAAGGACAAUUCCACGAAAAUCCGCCAGGAGGCCAGAGAAGAGCGACGCAGGAAAGAGCGCGAGCAGAAAAAGCGUGAUGAAGAGCGCAGGCAGAAGCGAGAAGAAGAGCGGAGGCGACAGCGAGAGAAGCAACGGCAAAGGGAACGGGAGGCCAAGGAGAAGGAGAAAGGAAAAGUCAAGAAAGAGUUUGACAAAGAGGAGCCUCAAAAGAUAAAGCUACUCAUGAAAUCUGAAGGAGAAAAAGGACACCAGAAAGGAGAUGCAUCAGCCCCCUUAGACGAGAAGAACAAAGUGAAGGAGAAAACAGGGAAAAGGGACCAGGCAAGACAAGAUGACAGGAAGGAAAAAGACUCCAAGUCCAAACCUAUACCAGAGAGGUACCAGGUGUCACCAGGUACGCGAAACAUAGACAAUAUGGAUAAGGCCUCCCAACAGAAAGACGAAAAACAAGAACGGAAGGAAUGGGAGAGGGAGCAACAGAGAGUAAAGGAGGAGAGGACCAAGGACAGAGACAGCCAACAGGGAGACAGGGGAGGGGAGAGACCACUGGACAGAGAUCGUGACAAAGCCCAUUAUGGAGACAGAGGUGGAGAGAGGGACAUUGGGCAAACCAGGGUGGAAGAAACAGCAGCAGAGAAGGGCUUGCAUGAAGCUACAGACUCAUUAUCUAAGAGACAACUUCAGAGGGACAAAAAACAAAGAGAUUCUCAUGGCAACCGGCAGACAAGACAGGGAAGAUGGGAAAGCCAGAGAACCAAAAAAGACCAGCCACCAAGCUUGAAUGAAAAGAGACUGGACAGAAACAACCACCAGUCUAAAUCAGCUAGCCAAAGUAGGGAGGGAUCAUCGGGAGGGAAAGAGGAGAGGAAAACUGCCAUAUCGUUUGACAAAAGACCAACAUCAGAGAAGGAGAGUUCAGGCCUAGGAACACACUUUAGAGAGGGGUCGGCAGAGAAGUCUGGGACGACAGCAAGAGGGAAAGACGGGUCUGCACGUCUUCGCAAUAAGGACCGGCCAACAAUGGCCCUGUACCAGCCGGGACAGAGACCAUCAGUUUUUAAAUGCCAAGAUGUCAAGGAACCAAGGGACAAGACCAAAGGUCACAGGUCUAGCUCACGGGAUGCAGAAGCCCAGCCAGCAUAUCAGUCAGACAGGACAAAGACUGGCAGUGACAAAAGAGAUGCCGGAAGGGAUAGCAAAUAUUCGAAUGGAGGCAGAGAGGGAGCCUCUACCAAAGGCAGAGGGGAGGUAAAGGCAGGGGGAAGGAGGACCAAUUGAAAGAGGAGAGAAACCAGAGAGAUGGACAGGGUGCAAGGGGAUGGGAUCAGAGACCAUCGAAACGAGAGGGAGGCAUGGAGUACAGACCCCGAGACAGAGAGGUUGAUCAGACUAGCAACUCUAGCAAACCAGGGAGCAGCGAAUCAUCCAAAGGUUGUAGCAGUAACACUGACAAAUGUUGGAACAAAGGGAAAAGUGACUUGGCCAAAGAUAGAGGCAAUGAGAAACCCACAGAAAAAAAAAAUGACAGACCAAGCGGCAAACAUAGUCCCAGGCAAGUCUAAAAUGGUGAAAAGAAGCAUGUAUAGAUUAACAGGCGUAAUGAGAAAGCAUAAAAAUAUUAAGUAAAGUUAAAAACAAAAAGUUAAAGUUAAAAACAAAACUGCAAAGAAUAUUUCGUUUGCAGUUUUCUCUUAAAAUCUCUUCUUCUUUUUUUCAGAAUCAAUUUACAUUUGAACAAUCUCAGCCCUUAAUAUGAUUGUAAAAUUCAUAUUUAAUGUUCUCAGAAAUUUUCAUGAGUUUAGGUCGUCUGUAACUUAUGAAAAUUAUGUGAAUAUUGUUUUCAGCUGAUCAACGGGUGCGGAAUGGCGCCAUCUGUCAUCUGUACGAUUUCAGAAUCUGUUGGUCCCGUACACAUGCAGGAAAGAAAGAAGUGGUGCACAAGUGCGUUCAUGAUGUGGCGUGACGUUCAGGAACACGCGAGCGCAUUACACGCAGGGCGUGCAGUUAUCGAAAUACGCGUGCAGUACACACUUAAUAGCCGGUCAGCGUCACUUAUGCAUUCCUCCAUUGAGUCGAGGCUGUCCUUUUUGGCCAUUGAAGAGUACUUGUGUACGGAGCCCAUAGGAUGACAUCACGGGUGCAGUUUAAUUUUCCAUACAGCCUGGUUCCCGUUCCUGUUAGGUUUGUAACAAAAUGUUAGGUUUGUAAAAUUUCAUUUGGAAAUGCAUUCAAAUCGUAAAAACAUGUUAGGUUUGUAAAAAAAUACAUUUAGUUUUUAACUCUAAUUUAGCAUGUGUUUUUAUUCCUCCGUGGAUGCAGUGCCCUUGGGUGGGAUUACUGAGGUCAUAGGUCAUGUAUGCGGGUCAUUCGAUGGAUUUUAAUCCUUGUUUGGGGAAUCAACACAACUCUUCCGAAAUCGGAGGUCAAAGGUCAUCUAGGGAUCACUUGAGAUCGUUUUAAAAAAAGCACAUAAUUGUUACUUAUUUAGAACACAAAACAUGAUAGGGAUCAACCGCGGAAAAAGACGACACUUACGAUCCUCGGAUCACUUGUAUUCUUUAUUUUAAUUUCAGCUGUUUUUUUCAAGUGGUGUAAUAAAAUUAAAAGUCAUCGAAGCUCA
This is a messenger RNA of Patiria miniata (bat star), 3472 nucleotides long. RefSeq names its product regulator of nonsense transcripts 3A-like. Gene Ontology annotation, molecular function: mRNA binding. Bases 196 to 2130 code for a protein of 644 amino acids. NCBI's taxonomy places the organism in Eukaryota, Metazoa, Echinodermata, Asteroidea, Valvatida, Asterinidae. The transcript has 12 exons. The record is from RefSeq and is a predicted model, not a curated record. Gene Ontology annotation, cellular component: cytoplasm; nucleolus. Gene Ontology annotation, biological process: nuclear-transcribed mRNA catabolic process, nonsense-mediated decay; positive regulation of translation.